UACCUUGCUGACCUUUGAGAAGCGAAUUUCUCAUUUUUGCAACAUUGCUACCUUUAAAAUACAUCUGUCUCAAGGUCUGCAAUUUUUUUUAAUGGGAAAACACUUUGCAUAUAUGAUUUCAUUAUUUUAGUUCAUUAACAAUUUGAAAUCCAGAAAAAAGGAUCACAUUUUAAAGGAACGAUUGAGAAGAAUAUUUCAAUACAACUGGAGUGUGAAACAAGUAACAGAAGGAGUCAGAACAGUUAUUUUCUAUAAAAACUCACGUCUGCUAUUUUGCACAUGUGAACAGCUUUCAAAGAAUUUUGAAGAUGGCUCUGCCUCGUGUUUCUUCCAAGUUACCUCCAGAUAUCGAUCCAACUAAGGCACCCAUUGCUUUCGGCCGAAGAGCAUUACCAAAACUGAAUGAAGAGCUUCAAGACAAACAAUUAAUAACGCGACAAAGGGCCUUAAUGGCAUUAUGUGACCUGGUCCAUGACCCAGAGCAUGCUUAUGAGGCAAUUAACCAAGGAUUCCUAGAGACUCUGAAAGGCCUUCUUUCAGAUGAAGACAGUACUGUGCGACGGAAAGCAACCGAAGUAUUGUACAUUAUGGCCUCCCACAACGUUGGCAGGACCGGUUUCCUCGAAUAUGGCGUUAUUCCGGCUUUGGCACAUCUUCUUAAUGAUCCAGUCAUUAUUGUCCGUUGGAAUAUGCAUUACUCCUUGAAACUUAUUUCUGAAAUGCCAAAUGGGGCGGUGUGCGUGGUGGAGAGCGGCCUGGUGCCCUCGCUGGUCCUGAAGCUGCGCUCGGAGCCGGAGGAGAUCCAGGUGCUGAUCCUGGACACGCUGUGGGGCUGCCUGCGCACAGAGGCCUUCGAGGCGCUGGCCUCGGGCGCCGUCCGCGUCUUCAAGGAGAAGCUCGCCCACCCUGACCUGCGCAUACGCAGCCGCGCCACACAGGCCCUCAUGGCCAUCAGCGUCCCUUUGCAAGGGAAGAACACUGUCUUGGAGGAAAAUGUCUUCCCGGAUCUGGUUUUGCUUCUAGAGGAUGAAGACCCUGAAGUCCGUGCCAACGCUGCUGGGACACUGAUGUUCGCAGCCAUCACUACGCCUGGAAAGUAUGGUGCCUUGGAUGCGGGGGCUCUGCUGGCGCUGCUGCCACUAACGGAAGACCAGGAGAGCAAGGUGCGCCUCUAUGCCCUGAAGGCUCUGACUGUCUUGGCUGAGGCCCCUGAGGGGCGCCGCACCCUCCUGCCCCACAUCCCUCUGCUGCAGGAGCGCAGCCAGGAUCCCAGCCCUGCUGUACGCAAGGCUGCUGACAUUGCUAUCAAGGUCAUCGAGUGGAAGCCCUAGCCCUCAGCUCCUCCCCCAAUCCAUCCAUCCAUCUAUCAAUAAAACCAGCAUGAGUACCAAGAAUUCAAGGGGAGGCAUUUCUCUAUAGGCUGUGGAGUUACUUAAAUGUCAGAUGAAUGGGCUUUCCUUGCUUUCUAUGGGCUUUGAGGUUAUUUAAUGUUUGGUUAGUGGCCCUUCAAUAAUCUUUGUAGGCUUUGGUGUUCCUUAAAGUCAGUUGAUUGGAAGCCCUCUAUGGGCUUUGCAGGUUACUUGAGGGUGAGAGACUAGAUGACCUUCUGAUGACUGAUUUUUUUGGUCUUUCCUUCUUUGGAAGUCUUACUCUGGUAUCUUCAAUGCUGAUGCUGCUAGAAAAGCUUCCAAUAGAAAAGUAAAUAUUCCCAAAACCCCAAAAUUAACAAUAUACAGUGUUCCUCAGUACUUCACAAUUCACAUUUCGCUCCCUCACUGUUUUGCGGGUUUUCAAUUAAUAUUAACGUACACAUUAAUCGCAGCAUUUUUGCUGUUUUGCGGGUUUUUGUGGUGUGCAAAGGGUUUUGGAAGGGGGGGGGGAGAAAUAAAGGGGGGGAGUAGGGAAGGGUUGGAAAUAAAAAAGGGUGGUUUAGCUUCCCUUCUUCUUCUCUGCCGGCGGACUGAAUAUUGCAACUGCUAAAAUAAAGUACAGACUGCCUUGUA
Messenger RNA from Anolis carolinensis (green anole), 2003 nucleotides. It is a transcript of the gene rsph14, whose product is annotated as radial spoke head 14 homolog. The record is from RefSeq and is a predicted model, not a curated record. Bases 309 to 1331 code for a protein of 340 amino acids. The transcript has 6 exons. Gene Ontology annotation, molecular function: protein binding. NCBI's taxonomy places the organism in Eukaryota, Metazoa, Chordata, Lepidosauria, Squamata, Anolidae.